ACAGAACAGUUCCCGUUCCAUCUUAUCCUUUCCCAUCAAAUUCAGCCAUGGAAUUUUGAUGCAAAGCAUAAAAGAACCAUCUUUGUAGAAUUUUUACGCAAUCCUCAAAAGGGUUCUCGAUAUCAUCAGAAAUGGCGACCGCCCCAUUUCCCUCACACUCCUUAUCUGCUUACAUUCAUCAGCAGUCCUUAUCCAGGAUGGCAUUUAGAACCCCUUCUCCUUUUCUUCACGGGCUCAAGGGGUCUUUAAUGUAUUUUAAAGGAGAUAGAUGUGGUUUCAAUCUUAAAUCCAAUGGAGUCAUUCAACGUAAUAAGCCUAUGAUAUGUGCUAUGGCUGCAGACCAGUCAGGGGAUUCUGACAAAUUAAAUCUAGAGAGUGUAAUUGAAAAGGCAAGAAGAUUAUGGGAUAGUUCACCCCAGCCAGUCAAGGAAUUUCCUUGGAACAGGGCAUUCGAGAACUUCAUUCAACUCUUUCUCGAUCUUAUAUUGGCAGUUGUCAAAUAUUUAAGUGUACCUUUACUGGUAGUCACCUCCCUUAGUGAGAUGUCCUAUUGUGCCCAUGUAAAGAAGUUGCCUCUUGUUCCUGUUCCCCUGCUCAUUGGAUUUGUUGUUGCUGGAGUUCUAGGAGAAACUGCCUUGGAACUAUCUUCUCUACUCAAGGAUGCAAAAGUACCUUGGCAUCUGAUUGCAAUUGCAAUAUUCUUCACAUUGAUCAAACUGCCAGGCCCAUACUACCCAUUUUUGUUGCGCAUUUUUAUUCCACACUUUGCAAAUGGGGCAUUAUGGAGGACUUUAUGGUUGAUGUUUCUGUGGUAUAGAAGACCUAAAAUGGCUUCUAGAACUUCUAUGUAGCAGAGUUGAUCGAAGGAUACUGAAGAAUAAGCUGUGAUCUCAACAGUGGUAUUCAAGUGUUAGAUUUUCGCCUAUGCACACCAUUUAGCAGGGGUUUUCAGAAAUGGAAACAGCCUUGACCAUGAGAUUAAACAAGUCGGUCCCUGGGAUGUUUAGAGUGUGGACCUGACAACAAGAAUCAAAAUUCCUUCUUUUCUUGUUAAGAGACUAGGGAGCCAGCAGCCCAAAAUUGAGCUGGAUGCUUGGAUAUGUAAUAUCAUGACCCUUUUUCUUUUUUUCCCCGGUACAAGGGCCAGUUGCUUAUCUAAGCACUGAAUUGUCCCUUUUGUAAAAUGUAUCAGAAAUAACUCUUUCAUUUAUGUACCCUUUUUGUUCAUUUGG
Rubroshorea leprosula is the source of this 1232-nucleotide messenger RNA. Lineage: Eukaryota; Viridiplantae; Streptophyta; Magnoliopsida; Malvales; Dipterocarpaceae. The record is from the annotation of a GenBank genome assembly.